Molecule: messenger RNA, 5241 nt
Organism: Cololabis saira (Pacific saury)
Lineage: Eukaryota; Metazoa; Chordata; Actinopteri; Beloniformes; Belonidae
Exons: 6
Coding region: 232-1155 (307 amino acids)
Molecular function (GO): protein binding
Source: RefSeq, a predicted model, not a curated record
GUCUGGACACUCCCACUCACUCACACCACUUCUUGCGUCAUCCUGCAGCGUGAGGUGAAACUCGCAGGUACAAGAGGUUUUUAGGAGACAAUGAGGAGAGAGUCCAGGAUACGUUCUGCAGAUGAAUGAACUAAACUUGGAGCAUACAACACAGCAUAUGGUGGGCUGUUUGUUGGAAAAAGGAGGAAACGGCACCAAUCACCAUCCAGGAAAACACACGGAUUUUACUUUAUGUUUACCAGUGAGAAACAGAUACUGCAGCGGCUGGCUGUCCUGGUGGUAUGCCAUGGCUUUGCAGCUGGCCAGACUACCUCGCAAUAUUACGUGGUCCAAACACCCAUGUCCUGGGUGCAGGCCCGGGACUUCUGCCAGAGGCACUAUGUGGACCUGGCGGUUCUGAGCUCAGAGAAGCAGUACUUUGCUCUCCUCAAUGCAUUUCCUGCAAACAAAGACACCUACUGGCUCGGCCUGACACGGCAGAACAUCUCCAGCAACUGGAUGUGGGUCAACGGGGAGGAACUGGCCUACGAACACUGGUACAGGAAGAACUACAGGGGCCGCUGUGCAAGUUUGGAGGCUAGGAUGGAGAAGGACGAGAAGCUGCUGGCUCGAUACUGCGAGGAGGUUCACAUGACUGUCUGUCAGGGUCCAGUUUCUCCACAGACAGUGACAGUGGACUCUGUAGGUGACGAUUAUGUGAGCAUUAGUUGGACCGUCUCCACAUUCAUGCUGACGACCCCGCACAAUUACAACGUGACCAUAUGCUCCCACAAAUGUGAGACGCUCUUUUACUCCUACACCGCUGGCUCCUCAGUCAUGAACAUCAGCAUCUCCAACCUAACGUCACUCACGGAGUACUUCAUCGAGAUUUCUGCUUUUGUUUUACGGCCAAAUAUCGCAACUGGGGAAAAUGUCACCCUUCAAAAUAAUUCUGCAACUUUGCAAGUUAAAACAGACUCUGAAGUGCACAAAAUCCUCAUCAUCAUUGUGAAGAUGUUCAAACUUGUGUUUUUGGCUCCUCUAGUGUGGAUUCUUUAUCGUAUACUGAAAAAAGAUGACUUCAUUGAAGAGGCUACUGAAGUCUCACCGCUGGAGCUCCUAGUUGAAGACACUUUGUCAACCAGACACAUCAGGACAAACAGGGGAUUUGGCUAGAACCACAUUUUAGCCAAAUCACAUAUCACAUUCCGUAUAUUUUAGAUUCACUGGUGCAGGCGUGUAGAGAAUACAGUGAAAGUUAUUUACAAUAUUGUACAAACCAGUUAGACAAUUUAUUUAAACAAAUACACAUAAAGUAUAACACCAUUCCUAACCUGAUAAAACAAAGGAGAAAAAGAUCCACCUUGAAAGUUUGACUUUAAUUAAUUUUCAUGUCUUUCACUUCUGCUCCAUUACAAUAUUUUCACCGACAGUCCGUAAUGUUUUAUCCCGUAAUCAUCAAGUCAUCAAAAAGAAAUCUUUAUUGUUAAAUAAUUUUGAUGGGUUCCUGCUUACGUUGAUCAUUUUAUGAGUCAUUUGAUACCAUAAAAUGACACAGGAAGGUAACUGUAAACCGCAGGCAAGCUGCCUGCAAUAGUAUUUUCACUCACAUUUGAAUGCAGAAAGAAAUAAGUCAUGAGACCGGCAGGCAAACUACGUUACAAAAUCAGUUUCAACUAGAUUUAAAACUGAUAUUUUAUAAAAUGAUUAUUAGUAUUUUUACCCUACUUUUCAACAGCCAUAAUGCUAACCUAGUGGAGACUGUGAGACAAACCAUAUCUCAGCAAAAUGUGAAAGUUACCAAGAAAAUGCAGUUUAUUCAUGUGCAGACAAAAUAUUUUUUCCUCUUUUUUUCCUUUUCUUGUGCAGAGGAAUUCAGUCUAAAUCAAUCAUUUUGUAAUGUUGAUUUAAAUAACUGGUUCUCACUUUUAACAGGUGAUAAAGUGCAUAUUUGGAGGUUAGGAUGCAGACCUUCGGUCCACUUUCACCUAAACCUGUGAUAACGUUAAGGCAAUGACAAUGACAUGUAUGUGGUUAAGAUUACACUAAAUGUUGCAUUGUUAAGUCUCGGAAACGGUCGUGGCUUUGAGUCAUUACUUUGAGCAUUAAGCUGCAGCAUUUAGUUAAUCACACCCCUCUGUUCAGUGGUGGGGUGAAUUAAAAACAAAAUUACAUCAUAUUUCGUAUGUUAAAGGUGUAAAAUUAGAGGUUCAUUGUACUUGUGAAGUAUCACUUGUUAUCAGAACCAAUGGAGAUAUGACUUCUGCUCACUGAGCCUCAGCAGCCCGAUCAAGAAUGAUAGCAGACGGAGUAGCAGUGUCAGGGUUAUUUGAGUCCAAUCAGGUAACAUUUUUCUAGUUUUCAAAUAUAUUUAAUGAAACGUUGGUACAAACCGCACAGCAGAAAUACAACAUUAAAAAGAAGUGCUAUAACUGAGAAGUAGAUUUCAGAAAUAUGCAGCUUUAACUGAGAGCUUUAGCUUUACUUGUGGCUGAGGCCCAAAAUACACUGAAACAGGUCCAUGAUCCGUUUUUGGGUCCCUAUCCGCCAGGUGAGAACCGUUGAUCUAUUGGAUUUCUGUUAUUUCAUUCGUUAUUUUUCACUAAAACUGCAGAGGGCGUGUCUCACAUUCUCUAGUCUGGGAUUAUGUGUCAUUUAGUAACUCACUACAUAAGCUAAUGUGUUGCCAUGGAGAUGUGCAGUGCAGAAUAACCUUAAUGAAUGUAGUCUGUUUCGUAUUGUUUUGUACUUCAUUCAUGUUAUCCACAUGUACGUUGAUGAACAGAAGUUUUAUUGUUAAUCCGUAGUUAAUAGAACUAAUGUGUUUGCACUUUAAGUGACUGCAGCUGAGAAUGAAGCCGUCAUUGUUUUCAUGCGACGGCUGAAUCAGCUGCAAGAUGAAACUACUACAUUUUGGCUUCUGUGUUAUUUCUGUUAUUGACAUUAUACACAGGGAUUAUGAAUCUUUCUACCCUUUUCGGAGUUGGUUAAAGAGAGGUGAAUCUGACUGAAAUCUGAGGAAGUAUUAGUUAUGCCAUAAGGGUUUAGUUUAUCAAAGUAUUUUGGCAUUAUUUUCAGUUGCAUUGUGUUUUUUUUAAUAUUGUUUUUCACAAUUUAUUUUUUCUAUAGUUUUUUAUUUUUAUUUAUUUAUUUUACUUUAUUUAUUUAAGAGACAGAAUUAUAAAAGUCCCGUUUUGGAUAUUUUGCCAAAUGUUGACUAUAUUAGACAAAAUGCAUAAGCUGCUGGAAAGUUUUAGUAGAAUCAGUUGAUAAUUUCUACCUCGAGUUAAAUGUAGUGAGUUUUGUUGUCAAUUGAAUGUUUUAGACCCACAGCAAAAUGUUAUCAUUUCAGAGGGAAGAUAUUGAUAAAAGUCUAACUAACAGUAAAAUAUGGCUCACUACACCUAAAAUACUGACUAUUCAGGUAAUGGAUGUUGCACACAGAAAAACUGAUCACCUAUCUUGUAGUUCUACUAUGCUUUUCCUUAUUUCCUACUUUAAACUGUCGGAUGUUAAAAUUAAAAGGAGGCUAAAACCUCAUCCGUCCAGGACAAUCGUAAAACUAAAGUCUGUGAGCUGAGAGCUGGAUGUUCAGACCGCUCUAAAAUCUUGUUUGUAGCAUGUUUUUCUUGUGACUAAGUUCAUGGCCCCCAAAGAACCAACAAUGCAAAUGCUAACGUGUAUCUAUGGCUGUAACAACAACAAUAACGCCAAUAAAAUGUCUAUUAAAAUUGUUGGUUUGAUGCUGAAUCUUUCCAGGAUUCAAUUCCGACUCACGCGCACACACGGUGGAAUGUCUCAUAGGCGAUGGAGUGCUUGGAGCUGAGACUCAGACCGCCCGGCAACAAAAAAUACUAUUUUCUGAUUUACCAAGAGGACAUGAUGGGAGGUGACUCAACUGCGCAUGCUCUAUGGGCCCCACAACGCGGAAGUAAACCCGGAAGUCAGGAACUUUUUUCGGCGUAUGCGCCAGACGAGCAACUUCCAUUGAAAUGAACGGCGGCCAUUUUCCUGUCCGGUAUCCAGUUAAUUUUAUACAUCCAUGGUCAGGGCUCUCAAGCUUUGAAGCUUUCUUGAAGCUGAAACUCAGACCUUACCCGGCAACAAAGACAUUUAUAUUUUCUGAUUGGCUGAGAGAUUAAUUUCAGAUCAGAUUCAGAUGUCUCACACACACACACACACACACACACGCACACACACACACACACACACACACACACACACACACACACACACACACACACACACACACACACACACACACACACACACACACACACACACACACACACACACACACACACACACACACACAGCACUGUCAUUUAUAAAUCAAACACCCCAAAAGUCAAACACCUAUAUAAAGAUAAAUAGAUAAAAAUGUGAAAAUAAAGAUAAAGAUAGAAAUAAAAGGUAGAAACAAAACAAAAUAACUAAAUAAAAUAAAAAUAAAAAGUGCAGUGCCAUAAAAAGAAUUAUAUGAAUAGAAAAAGUGUUCCUGUGAGUGUAAUAUUUCACAUUAUUGCACAGUCCUGGUUAUUGCACACUGACUGACCCCCCACAUUCCCUCUUAUAGGUUGGUAACUCAUGACAGCUGCUCUGAGCUGAGAGCUCAGGACACAGUGGGUAGUCUGCCUUUGACUCGUUUGUAAAUUGGGCUGGUGCAAUUACUGUGCGGUGAAGUUAAUUUCUCAGCAUGAGAAAUGCCAUGUUGGCGUGAGAGUGUGUGAACGUAGCCCCUUUUUGUUCACCAUAAUCCACCAGCGAGGAAUCUCCUCCUCAUUUCUGUAUCCUCUUGUUGACAAGUGCAAAUAUAUGCCUUCAAGCAAGGCGAUUAGGAAUAAUGGAACUGACACUUGAAGUCUGGCUUUUUUGAAGAUUAGCAAUGACUCAUCAUGAGAAUCAGAAUACGUUUCAGAAUCAGAAUAAGUUUCAGAAUCAGAAUCAGAAUAAGUUUCAGAAUCAGAAUAAGUUUAUUGCCAUGUUUGUUGAACACACACAAGGAAUUUGUUAUGGUGAUUAAUGCAGUACAAAGAGCAAAUAUAUAAUGAAAAGAGAGAAUGUACAACGUGAGAGAAAAUGUACAACAUGAGAUUUUAAAGUGCCGGUGUGGCAGGGUGGAGGAGAUGCAGCCACUCAGGUGAUGGGUCACAGGUGUGGCCCAUCAACCUCUCCACCCUGCCAGCCUUGACAAGGCGAGUCUGAGACUGAGAAGGGGCUGAUCUGGCUGAUGCUGUGGGAGAAGGUGCUUGUGCACGUGUG